Molecule: messenger RNA, 2213 nt
Organism: Archocentrus centrarchus (flier cichlid)
Lineage: Eukaryota; Metazoa; Chordata; Actinopteri; Cichliformes; Cichlidae
Product: adaptin ear-binding coat-associated protein 1-like
Exons: 7
Coding region: 39-797 (252 amino acids)
Biological process (GO): endocytosis
Cellular component (GO): clathrin vesicle coat; membrane
Source: RefSeq, a predicted model, not a curated record
CACCGCCACCGGCGUACUCCGACUGAGUAAAAGUCAAGAUGGCGACCGAUGGUCAGUUCGAGUAUGAGUCGAUCCUCUGUGUCAAACCUGAAGUUAACGUUUACCGAAUCCCACCGAGAGCAUCUAACCGGGCUAUCAGGGCUGCCGAUUGGAAGCUGGAUGCCCCUGAUUGGACGGGACGCAUGCGUGUGACAGCCCGGGGCAAAGUGGCCUACGUGAAAUUGGAAGACAAAGUCUCUGGGGAGCUUUUUGCCCAAGCGCCAGUGGAGGAGUAUCCUGGCGUUGCAGUGGAAACCGUUAGCGACUCAAGCCGUUACUUUGUGCUGCGCAUCAUGGAUGACAACGGCCGCACUGCAUUCAUAGGCAUCGGGUUUGGAGACCGAAGCGAUGCCUUUGAUUUCAAUGUCGCACUUCAAGACCAUUUUAAGUGGGUGAAACAAGAAAAUGAAUUUAGCAAACAGGCUCAGGCUCCAGACUCCACUCCCAAACUUGACCUGGGCUUCAAAGAAGGACAGACCAUUACUCUUAAUAUUGGGCAAUCGAAAAAGAAGGACAGGUCUCGUCCGCAGAGUUCAGGUGGCUUUGGGCUCCUUCCACCUCCCCCUGGGGGUAAGCUGGCUCCACCCCCUUCAGCCAGAUCAACAAAUCAUAACACACAACUGUCAGCAGGAGGAAGUGACUCUGGUUGUUUGCUAGACCUGGAUUCCAGUAAUUCCAACUCCAUGGCGCCAUCCAACCCCAGCUCAACAGGCAGCUCUGACCUGUGGGGAGACUUUGAUUCGGCAUCUCCGAAGUGAGGAGCGAUUCAUCCUAUUUUCCUCCCCGUUCCCUCUGUAAAUUAUGCAGCACUUUUUGCAACCCCCCCCCACCAUUACGGGGUCCCGUAUUUCUCCCUGCCAAGCAGGGUAACCCCCUGUAAUAGUUUGUUUUAUUUCAGUUGAAUUCCUCAUAGCUUGUUCUGACCUCACAGCACAGUCUUAAUUACAGCUACAGCUGCAGGCCCUUCACUACAUCUGUUUGGAUUUUCUGUAUUUCUCUAGCCCUGUAACUCCAUUUAUUCUGCUGUUCUCCCCGUUCUUACACUGUUUUAUUUGCUAAUUUCUAUUGUAGCUGUUGCAUAAUAGGAAUAUCAAGGGAGGCAUAAUCUUGUCAUCAACAUCUAAUGAUGAAAUCUAUUGAAAUGUUCAUGAAUGACUUUAAUGUACAGAGAAUAUUUAUUUUACAUGUGUGUAAUUAUUGUCAUUGGUCUAUAUUCUGUUUCUCCAAGUCUCCAGCAGUGGGACUGAUUAUAUGCACUGACUGACGGUCGCAUCUGUCUCUGUGGUUAGUAAUUCAUGAAAUCCGCAGUGAAGACAGGGAUUGUCUCAUUCUAGAUUCAGAUUAUUGCGAAAUUUACCGCAAAGUCAUUCUACUUGAAAGAAUCCUGUUGAGUCGCAGUUGAUUUACAGAGUGGUCGCGUUCUUUAGCACUCUCUACUCUGCCCUUGCGGUUCUGCAGCUGCUGAACACAUAUUCCACCGGGGAUGGGCCCGGGUGCUGUGUGCAUUGUUUUCACAAUAAAUCAGGACACUUGGAAGCAAGAAUGCUGGAUGGGAGAGGGUGUUAGCAAAAGAAAGAGAGGCAUCAAGUGCUUUUAUCUUUGCCUCAGGGGGAAGCAGAUAUGAUUUAGUCCAUGUUAUGUCAUCUUCACUCAGCACAGCUGUUAAAGUUGUGACUGGUGAGUCAUUUAGGUGACGGCCUCUCUCCUCGUCAGUGAAUUGGUCUGUGUUUCUGUCUCCUUAAAUCUUUAUGAGAAAGGUCAUCGGGUCAUGCUCAAGCACAGCAUGUUGUACUGUACAGAUGAAUUAAAUGUGAACUCCAGUUCCAUAUCAAGGUGUUACUCUGUUAAUGGUAUUCUGAUGCAGACAAAUGCAAUGUGGAAACAAGAUAGUCUGUGUUUGAUGCAGUGUUUUGUGGUGAUAUUGUUGUGUACCAUGAGAUGGAUUAUGUAAAAAUGAUAUCACACGCACGUGUUGUAACAGAUGUGCAGUGGAAAGUGGUGUGAUGAUGGAUGUUGAUCAGAGAGUGUGUGAGUGCAAAGCCCCAAGGAUGCUUGUCAGUGUUUGUUUAUUGUCUAAAUUAUUUCUCCCAGAUGUUACCUGUUAUUCAAACUGUAAGUGUGUAUGGAAAUGAAUAUGCAAAGAAAACUAUAAAGUAAACACUUAAUGGCCAUAA